Messenger RNA from Plutella xylostella (diamondback moth), 1769 nucleotides. Its product is annotated as G-protein coupled receptor dmsr-1. NCBI's taxonomy places the organism in Eukaryota, Metazoa, Arthropoda, Insecta, Lepidoptera, Plutellidae. The record is from RefSeq and is a predicted model, not a curated record. Gene Ontology annotation, biological process: G protein-coupled receptor signaling pathway. Gene Ontology annotation, molecular function: G protein-coupled peptide receptor activity. Gene Ontology annotation, cellular component: plasma membrane.
AGCGCCAUUUCAGUUGCGAAGAAGCUUUCAUGACAGAAGCUCGCGUGAAAUUGACCAAAGAGUCUACAGGAUUUCGCGCCAAUUCUAAAUUUAAAAACAGCAGCAGGGUUUUAUACCGGCCAGUGUGUGGUUUUUGAACUUGUCGAAAAAGUUAAUUUAAUUUUCUUGUAGUUUUAGAACUUUAAGCGACUCAGGAAAGUUUACGAAAGUUUGUCGAAACGGCUCUUUACCACCGAAUCAACCUGAUGUUGCCGUCAUAACCACUUACAGUCCCCGCUGCCAUGUCGAACCAGACGCUCCUCGACAUCUUCCUCCUCUGGACCGCAGCCAACAAGAGCAUGAGCAAGCAGGAGCUACUCCUGAUGCUGAAAGAGCAUUCCCUGAAGGAUGGAGGCCGCGAGGACCUGGAGUCGGUCCUGGAGGUGGCCAUCAAGGACGCCCAGAGCACCCUGAACUUGACCUUGAAGACUGACACGUGCGGGUUCUGUGACGGGGACUUCCGGGAGGUCAUGAUGGCGUAUAACAGGAUACAUGGAUACGUCAGCCUCGUGGUGUGCACAGUGGGCAUCCUGGCGAAUGCCCUGAACGUGGCGGUGCUGACGCGGCGCGAGCUGGCGGCGGCGCCCAUCAACCGCCUGCUGAAGUGGCUGGCCGUGGCCGACGUCUUCGUGAUGCUGGAGUACGUGCCCUUCGUCGUCUACCGGUAUCUGGUGUUGCCCGAGACGCUGGACUUCCCCUACUCGUGGGCGGUGUAUCUGCUGUUUCACAUGCACUUCGCACAGAUCAUGCACACCGCAUCUAUCUGUCUCACUCUCUCACUGGCCAUCUGGAGAUACAUCGCUAUCAAGUACUCGGACAAGAGCCACAUCCUGUGCACGGAGCGGCGCUGCAGCAUCGCCAUCGUGCUCAGCUUCAUGCUGCCUCCCAUCCUGUGCAUACCUACCUUUAUGGUAUUCGACAUCCACACGAAGCCGGUGUCGGACAGCAGCGGCCACGGCAUCGCGUACCACAUCGACGCGGACAAGCAGGGCCGCCUCUACCAGGCCAACUUCUGGGUGCACGCCGUGCUCAUCAAGCUGCUGCCCUGCUCCAUCCUCACCGUCAUCAUCGUGUGGCUCAUCCGCGCGCUCUACAGCGCCAACCGACACCAGAAGAACUUGAGGAACUACAGCGCCUGCCCCUCCGCCGAGAAGACUGUCCAGCGCCAGCACAAGGCUGAUAAACGAACCGACAGGACCACUAAAAUGCUGCUGGCUGUCCUGCUACUGUUCCUAGUGACAGAGGUGCCUCAGGGCAUUUUAGGGCUCAUGAGCGGUCUGCUCGGCUGGUGCUUCUUCAAGCGGUGCUACGAUUUGUUCGGGGAGUUGAUGGACUUCCUGGCGCUGGUGAACGGGGCGAUCAACUUCGUGCUGUACUGCUCGAUGUCGCGGCAGUUCCGGCAGACGUUCCGCCAGAUGGCGCUGCGGCCGCGCGCUCCACGCCGCGCCGAGCCCGACGAGUCACACCACCAGCAGACCAGGUUCACGGAAAAAGUAAAAAGAUAACUGCAGCCCCAUUCAAUUGUGGGAAGAAGAAUAACGCAAAUAGAUUAAAGUCUUCGGUAAUGUGAGGAAGAGCCAUCGCAGCGAAAACCCUGAAACUUGAAGAACAUAAAGUUUAGUCAUGAACUGUGAAUUUGAACAAGUGAUAAUCUCUACUGUAGAUAAUAGUGUGUUUAAAUGACUGUGUGUGAACUAUUACCGAGUUCUAUAAAAUAAGUAAUAAACCUA